Molecule: messenger RNA, 465 nt
Organism: Drosophila willistoni
Lineage: Eukaryota; Metazoa; Arthropoda; Insecta; Diptera; Drosophilidae
Exons: 2
Coding region: 56-373 (105 amino acids)
Source: RefSeq, a predicted model, not a curated record
GCCUUCGCUGUGAUGCGAUAGACUAGACCUCGAUCAGACAUAAGCUAUAGUCAAAAUGUAUCGGUUCGGGUUAAUUCUCUUGAUCUGCUCUCUGCAAUAUUUCGCAUACGGCGGAGUUAUUGCUGACAAUGAGAUGAGCAUUAAAGUCAAUGACGAUUUAAAAGAAGAUAUCAUGAACUACGACUUUGAUCUAGACGAUUUGGGGGCCAUUUGGGAACCAGAACUUCGAUUACGUGUGCUUCUGGAGCGAAGGCGCCAAGAGGGUUUGGCUGUGGUUCGCAUGCAAUUGCUGCAAUUGAAUUUGAUGAAAAUAUUGAUUAUUAUGGAUGUCAUCAUAUUAAUAGGUGUCUUCUAUUGUGCCAGAGAUAAUUAGAUCUACAUAGAUUGUCAAGCAAAUUCAGUUUGAUUAAUUUACGCAAGUCAUGAACAAUAUAAUAAGUUUAAUUAAAUGGUAACAAUAUAAUA